AUGGGUAGUGAAGGCUAUUAUGAAAUUGAAGAUUGUCUGAACAUACACACCAAUUCAAUCAAGUUAUGUAUCCUAUAUGACUUUAAUUUUUACUUUUUAGAUGAAAGCAGGCCCUGGACAUUAUGGAGUGAGUGGUCAGAAUGUUCAAGUUUUCUUGGAACGUGUGAUAGGAUGAGGAGUAGGUUAUGUUUGGAGAAGAACCCCGCGGCGUGCACAGGACAGACAUACGAACGAGAAAAUUGUGGGAAUAAUGACUGUCCAGGAUAUUGGGAGUUAUGGAGCUCUUGGGAAUCGUGUGACAAGCGUGGUCCUAUUGGUAAUCAGAAGCGGAAAAGAAUUUGCGUUGGUAAAAAUUGUCAAGGCGAAACUGUGCAAAAAAGAAAUUGCAUGUAUAGUUUUCGUGAAGCUCCAGAUUUUUUUGAUAAUUUUGUCUUACCAAGUCUCAAAUGGAAGGACCAGAGUCCAAAUGCAAGAUACAUGUUUCUUGAAACUGAUCCGCAGAGACACUUUGGACCUGAUUUUGGUCAUACAAGUAUGCACAAUUAUGAUCAAUUUGUCGCUACAUACAGUAUCCAGGAAAGUCAUCCAGGCGAUAAAGCUAUUCUUCGCAGUACACUAUUGCCUGGUUCUGCAAGAGGAAGCUGUCUCACUUUUUGGUAUCACAUGAAAGGUGCAUUAGAAGGGUUAACCUUGCAUAUGGAAAGACCAGGUACAAAUGGAAAUAAGAUUUUAUGGGAAUCAAAGCAGAGCAAUACACAAUCAUAUGGAGAUGAAUGGAAUCCAGGCCAAGUCUCUAUUGACCCUGUUCAGGGUACAUACAUGCUAACGUUUACUGCAACCAAACCUAAUGAUAAACUCCACAUUGCAAUUGAUGAUAUUGCGUUUUACAAGGAUGGAAAAUGUGAGGGAAGACAAGCUUCUGAUACAUACGGUUAGUUAUGCAUUUUUUUUAUUUAUUUUUUUUUUGUAACAGGGUUACUACUAAAAAAACUUUGAAAACUAUACAGGCAGGCACUCAUGGAAACAGUGUUUACUUAGUUUUAACUUUUAAAAAUUUGUAUACUCAAUGCCUCCAUUGUGUAGAGCUUGACACGCUCAUCAAGAAAAAUGUAUAGAUCUUUUUGACGAACGGUUACAAAGACCUUGAGGUUUAAAUGUUUUGUUUUUU
Molecule: messenger RNA, 1168 nt
Organism: Hydractinia symbiolongicarpus
Lineage: Eukaryota; Metazoa; Cnidaria; Hydrozoa; Anthoathecata; Hydractiniidae
Product: MAM and LDL-receptor class A domain-containing protein 1-like
Exons: 6
Coding region: 1-936 (311 amino acids)
Cellular component (GO): membrane
Source: RefSeq, a predicted model, not a curated record